Messenger RNA from Sebastes umbrosus (honeycomb rockfish), 2730 nucleotides. RefSeq lists its product as uncharacterized. NCBI's taxonomy places the organism in Eukaryota, Metazoa, Chordata, Actinopteri, Perciformes, Sebastidae. The coding region runs from base 414 to 1673 and encodes 419 amino acids. The record is from RefSeq and is a predicted model, not a curated record. The transcript has 6 exons.
ACUUAAGGCUGGAGAGAGAGAGAGAGAGAGAGAGAGAGAGAGAGAGAGAGAGAGGAGAGAGAGAGAAAGAGAAAGAGAAAGAAAGAGAGAGAGAGAGGAGAGAGAGGAGAGAGAAUACAGAGGAGAGAGAGAUAGAGAGUGAUAGAGAGAGAGAGUCCAGCGUGCUGCUACAGCUCAACUUGCAGCUCAGAGGAGCUCAGAGGAGCUCAGAGGAGUUCAGAGGAGCAUGCUGGAGAGUCUCUGGUCUGGUUUUGUCUCUGUGUGUGUAAACUCUGAUGGAUGGAUGUAAAGCUCGUUUCUCUCUCAGUGAACGCAUAGAUGACUAGAGGACGCUCAGCUGGUUGAUAAUCUGCUGUCACAAACAUCCCAGUGAGAUCUCCUCCUCCUCCUGCUCCUGCUUCCUGCUUGUCGGUAUGGACGGUCUGCAGCCUCCGGACCCUGCUGCUGGAGGAGUGAACCCGGAGGAGAGGUACCGAGCGCUCGCCUUCGACACCGCGCUGAGCACCCUGGUGGCCGUGGCCGUGUACGUGGUGGUGAAGGUGAGCCUGGACGGCAUCAGACAGUGGCGGGCCCGGAUCUCGGUGCUCGUGGUGGGUUCCGGUCCCGUGGGUCUGACGGCCGCGCUGGUCGCUGUCCGCUCCGGUAAGGUGCUGAAGCUGACCGUGCUGGAUGAACGGUACCGGACCAACCUGCUCUGCCGGCCCCAGCAGAUCGCUCUGGAUCCCCGCAGCGUGAAGUUCCUGCUGGGACUCGGAGUGGACUUUGACAACAUGGAGGGAUGCUGGCACAACGAGCACUUCUUCACCAGGAUAGGAGUGUUUCAGGAGUACCUGCUGAGCAUCCUGGAGCAGAAGAAACACAAGGUGGACGUCAAGGUGCAGCUGGGGACCAAGUUUACAGAGGAAUACUUGCGGCGGAUCCCACGGAACGAGUGGCCUCGUGUGAUCGUGGUGGCCGACGGGUCGUGUGGCGACUCCUGCUCGGUGCUGGGCAUCAGCUCUGACUACACUGUAGAGUCCUGCCAUGCCUACGGAGCUAAUGCAACUAUAGAGAGACUAGACCAGAGACAGGUACCCACUCCUGAGAUCCGUGCCCACAGCCUCUACUUCGACCUGUCCGCUUACGGGAUGGAGGCCCUCCGAGAGCACCGAAACCCCACGGCCAAACCGGGCUUCCACCUGAAGAUCUAUGGCACCUUCAGAAACCGCUACAUGGCCCUCGUCUGCCCCGCCUCUGACACCAAGAUGGUUCGCUUCCUCAGGCACACGGCCAACUCCUCUAUCAUGAAGAACAUUUUCCACCAGUCCUUCAACGUCUAUAAGACGGACAUAGAGCCUCGUCUCAACGAUGUGACGCUCCACCACAUGCAGUGCAGCCGCCGUCUUUUUGAGAUUCAGCUAUCACACAGACGCAUCAGCGCUGCCUACAUAGAGGGGGACAAUGUGGCGGUGACCGUGGAGGGGGAGGCGGCACGCGUCCUCAACUUCGACACAGGUAGUGGGGUAAAUCUCGGUAUGCGGGGUCUGGAGUCAAUGGGGACGUUCAUUUACCGGACGGCCAGCGCCGUGGACCAGAAUGACAUUCUAGAGGCGCUGUCAGCUAAGAUGCAGCACUCCAGACAGGUGGCGGAGACCUUCAAGCAGGCAGGCCUGGUUCAAUCGGUGUAUGAAUGAAACUCAAGGGCAAACUGGUGAAUGCAUAAUGCCACCUGGUGGAUAGUGGUGGUGGGGUUAUUUGUGUUUACAGUGAAUGUUUACAAUGAGUCAUGAGUCCGAGAUGGACCACUAAUGGUUACGCACCGAAUGGAGCUGAGCGAGCGUAAGCUGUGAACAGAUGGAUAAUGGAUGUAAAGAUGAGACCAUAAGUCUUUGUGACAAACAGUGGGCGGAUCUAUUCAUAAUGGAUGGAGCGAGAACAAUCAAGGCCACAUUUGGUGCAAUGCAUUUCAAGCUGUUCUGAUUUUUCAGGUUGCAAAGCUUCGUUAAUACAGCAAACUGUGGCAGAAAGAGAUAAAGAGAGAUAUAAUCUUUUACCGUUGCAAUGAAACCAUAUACAUUGACUACUAAUGCACUGCACUUUGGAUUUCUCUGCAAAGUGAGAGAAUGUAGCGGAAAUAAAUCCAGCCCUGAGAGAUUAGGAGUGGUUGGAGUAAACGAAAACUCCUCCUCUAACUCCUGUGAUCCUUAUCAUGUUCAUCACUGUCGUCUUCGCCUUUUAUUGGGGAAAGAAUUAACUUGAUUUCCCAAAUCUAGCGGAUUGUGCUCUCUGGACAUCAACGAUGCUAGAGGAAAUGAGACGGUGCCGUAGCGUCAUCGGCUAGAACUGAAUGAUGUAUAAAACUGUUAACAUCCAUGAUUUAACAGAAGAACACACGUGUAAGUCCAAUGUGUUAUUAUCAAGCCUUUUGUCUUAGUGUUUGUUUGACAAUGUGGUGAUAAUUGUGGUGAUGACGUCCUAAAGUGUUCGCUGGAGUGGCCUAUUUUGUGUGCUGCUUUGUAAAAAUUAAGAUUUUUUGGCGUAUUUCAAAAUGUUACUGCAAUCAUAGUAUGAGCCAACUGUAAUAUCACAGAUUAGAUUUGCUGGUGUCACAUUUUUAUAUUUUGCUCCAGGUGAUCUAAAAGGACUCGAGUAUCACCCCUAAAAGUAUAUUUCGGAUGAAGGAGAGUAUGCUGAUGAUGAUGUCCUGCUCCUGUUGAAGUGCCAAUAAAGAUGGUGAUUUUGUUAAAGUGA